AUGUCGGUGCCGAACAAGUUCGACCCGGAAAAUGCGCAGAACUUGGAGGAUAUGGAAAAGCAGUUUGCCGUCAAAGCGGUUCAACAAAUGACAACAUACUGGUCCCUCCUAGAAACGAGAAGAGGGUCUAGUCUGCGCUUGACAAAAAUGGAUGAUGAAAUAUACGAGCAUUUCAUGGAAACAUUCCCGGAAUUCGACCCGGCGGCGACGAUUAAUGAGGAUGAGAUGAAGAGCAAGGAAGGUAAGGAAAGAUGGAGAUCUUUCCUCAUGGCCUACGAUAAGAAGGUUGAAGAUUAUAAUUUCGGGACGCUGUUGAGAACCAAUCCUAAAUUUGAGUAUGGGGAAAAGGAGACAAUAUUUUCUGUUCGCAUGCAAUUCUACGCCAUCGAAAUUGCCAGAAAUCGGGCAGGAUUAAACGACUGGGUCUACGAGCGGGCACACCCGGAAGAGAAAAGGGACUCGUCGUAA
Molecule: messenger RNA, 468 nt
Organism: Histoplasma mississippiense
Lineage: Eukaryota; Fungi; Ascomycota; Eurotiomycetes; Onygenales; Ajellomycetaceae
Exons: 5
Coding region: 1-468 (155 amino acids)
Cellular component (GO): cytoplasm
Source: RefSeq, a predicted model, not a curated record